Bombus pyrosoma is the source of this 3660-nucleotide messenger RNA. Its product is annotated as spondin-1. Bases 135 to 2861 code for a protein of 908 amino acids. The transcript is spliced from 17 exons. Gene Ontology annotation, cellular component: extracellular matrix. Gene Ontology annotation, biological process: cell adhesion. Gene Ontology annotation, molecular function: serine-type endopeptidase inhibitor activity. The record is from RefSeq and is a predicted model, not a curated record. Lineage: Eukaryota; Metazoa; Arthropoda; Insecta; Hymenoptera; Apidae.
GCGACCGUGACGGAUCUUUCGAAUGUUUAUUUCGAUUAUGUUUAACACACGUGACAUGAAGCACGAAAACCAACCGUUUUAAGUUUGGUCCACGUGUUCUCUACGCUCGUGUACGAAUCAUUCCAAUUGUCAUCAUGGGAAUAAAAAGCUUAAGGGACGUCCGCAGCUUUUUGUUGCUGUUGGCUGCAGUAACGAGCACAAGUGCAACAAAAUGUAGCAGACUCAUAGACGGCACAACGAUGCCUCGUUCCAGUGCGGAAGAGAAAUACCACCUAUUUAUCACCUUGUUCAACCGAUCGGAUAUGGUCUUCUCUUACAUGCCAAAUACCAAAUACACUGUGACAUUGCAAGCAGACAGUACGGAUAUCAUGCCAAGAAAAUUCACUAGGUUUUUGAUAUCCGCCGAGCCCGAAAAUGAAGAUGACACGGCAGAGAGUGGCAUCUUCGAUUUGCAAGACGAGUUGUUGACAACAUACUCGGAAAGUUGUCCGAACGCCGUGGUGGAGACCUCGAAGAUGUCCAAAGAAGAGAUUUCUGUGGCCUGGACCAGCCCUUCCGAAGGUAGCGGUUGCAUAUUUAUCAGGGCAACGAUAUUGGAGACGCCAGAUACAUGGUACAUGGAUGAUCAGAACUUAGUGGUAAAGAUAUGUCAAGACUCGAGAGCCGAGGCGGACGACCAGGGGCAGGUUCUGAAAAAGUGCUGCGCCUGCGACGAGGCGAAGUACGAAGUUACUUUCGAGGGACUUUGGUCUAGAAAUACUCAUCCCAAGGACUUUCCUAGUAAAGGAUGGCUCAUUCGAUUUUCAGACGUAAUUGGAGCAUCGCAUACGGUUGAUUAUAGAUUUUGGAAAUACGAUGGUCUAGCUAGUCCUGGAUUGCAACAACUGGCUGAACUUGGAUCGACCAGGAAAUUAGAAUCCGAAUUAAAGAGUCAAAGUAAAAAGAUCCGAACUAUAAUUAAAGCCAGAGGAAUAAGUUAUCCCAAUGUGACUGGGAAAACUUUUGCGGUAUUCCGUGUUGAUCGGGAACAUCACCUGAUGUCUUUGGUGUCGAUGAUCGAUCCUUCGCCGGACUGGAUCGUCGGAGUUUCAGGUUUGGAAUUGUGCCUGGAUAGUUGCACUUGGAUCGAACACAAAGAACUGAAUUUGUACCCUUACGAUGCGGGCACUGAUAAUGGAAUCACGUAUUUGUCACCGGAUUCGCCAACUGAGCCUCAAGAACCCAUCCGUAGGAUAACUUCGAGCUACCCAAACGACUCCAAGUCUCCUUUUUACGAUCCUUCCGGUUUAGAUAUGAAACCGCUUGCCAGGCUUUACUUGAACCGGCAGAGGCUUUACGAGAAAGCCUGCAAGAAUGCGUCAGAAGAUGCGCCAUCGUCCACAGAUACGGGAGCCUGCAAAGUGACAACAUGGCGCAACUGGACUGCAUGUUCGACAGCGUGCGGUCGUGGCACUCAACUCAGACAAAGAUAUUACGAGAACGAAGCUGCAGCGGUCGCGAACAAGUGCAACGUCUCGCUAAGUGAUAGGCGUCAAUGUCUUGGACACGAUUGCAAUGGAGAGCGAAGAUCGGUGAAAGGAUGCGGCGAGUCCGAAGUGCUACACGAAUGGAGUGACUGGAGUGAAUGCUCGACGACCUGCGGUCGCGGUAUCAGGACCAGAACAAGGGCUUUCAAGAACAAGAAAUAUAAACAGUGCAAAGCAUUCUAUAGCGACCAACAACUUCAACAAACCGACCAUUGCACGAAUUCUGAGUGCGAUGAAAAGAAUGGAGAGGAGGUAAGCGAGAUGUCUAUCCAAAAGGAGGAGAAUGAUAGCAAUGAGGACAAUGAUAACAAAGAAGAUUACGAGGAAGACGAAGCAACGUUGGGUGGAAUCGAGGAAUGGUCGCAAAAAUGCAUCGAAGAGCGUUACAUGCAAUGGUCCCUGUGGUCACCCUGCAGUUCUAGCUGCGGUAGCGGUACCCAAACGAGAUUUAGAAUGACCCAUGAGAAUUGGAAACGCCAUGAUGACGUGGAUCCCACAGAAUGCAGACACGAGGCGGUUCCCUGUCAAGCUAAAAUUGCAUCAUGUAACUUCACGAAAGAAGAAGCAGAAGAAUUUUGCAAGAAACCGAAGGAAGAAGGACGAUGCAACGGUAACAUUAUUCGCUGGUAUUUCGACAAAGAGAAGGGAUGUAAAUCGUUCAAGUAUUCCGGCUGUGAUGGGAAUGAAAAUAAUUUUCCAACUGAACAAGAUUGCAAAAAAGUUUGCGAUAGCUAUCAGAAAGAUUUAAGGACUAACUUGUCAACUAUGGCGAAAAACUAUAAGGUAUCCCUCAGCAGCGUUCUCAGCUAUCACAUACCUGCACAGGGGCAACGCAGUACGAAGACAAAGCGAGCACACCAUGAGAAAUUAAAAUUCAGAGGUAUAGAAGCAGACAGUCAAAUGAAAUCGUCUUAUAAUGCGGAAGAUGUCGACUGUCAGGUAUCCGAAUGGAGUAGUUGGUCUAAGUGUACAGGAUGUCGUGGAUAUAAAAAUAGUACAAGAGAAAUUAAGGUACCACAUAGGGGUAAAGGUAAACGAUGUCCAACAAAAUUACAUCGUAAAAGAAAAUGUCGUAAAGAUCCAUUGUGUUCCUUGCAAGCUGAUGUUCCAAGGCGACGUAUAUACCGUGACCAAAGUUUGAAGGUAGAAGAAAAUCAAAUUUCAGUUGACUGUAAAAUGACACAAUGGUCUAGAUGGUCACGUUGUACAGCCACUUGCGGAGAAACAGCACAACACAGGACAAGAAUAGUCAAAGUUCAACCCUUUGGUCCAAGAGGCAAACUUUGCCCUUCUCUGGUAGAGUACAGGAAAUGUUAUACAGGGAGAUGUCCAUAAUAAUGUUCAUCCAUACUUUUUACAUAUCCAUUUUUUAUUUUAUUUCUUUGUCUUUAAAUGCAUUUUAAUCUGAAAUUUUAUCUAUGUAUCAUUAAAUCAAGCAUAAUAGAGAUUUGACAUGAAAUAGAGUUUUUGCAAUUAUAAUACAUAAUAAAAGCUGUUAUAAAAUAUUACAAUCUCUUGGCGUGAUAUAUUUUCCAAAAAUUUACGGUACUAUAAAUAAGAACUGACAAUCAAUACCUAUUAGAUAUCACCUAAUUAUAUGUUACAAUAUUAGUUUUGAGGAUGCUUGAUGCAUUGAUACAUAAUAUUUAAAAAUCGAAUUUGUUUAACUUUUUAUCGCUUUUAUUGCAAGAUUUAAAAUAAAAAAGUGUUCAAAACCGAAAUUAUAUUCUGAUAAACAUGUUUGGAAGGUAUAUAUGAAUUAGCAGUAAAUUAAAUAUGCAUUGAUAAAAUUCCUUUAUUUAUAGAUAAAUAGAAAACAUUUAUGAUAAAUCAAAUUAGUGUAAUACAACGCACAAAAUAUCGUGCUACAAUUCUUGUCAACCUUUUGUUUUAAUUCUUUUCAGUUAUUCAAUAUUGAAAAAUAAUAACGAAUCGCUAUGAACUACAUGUAUGGAAUACUUCAUAUAUAUAUGCAUAUGUGAUAUGAGUAAUUGUAAUAUAUAGUUACACAAAUAUCGCAUAUGAGUUUACAUAUAAUGUAAGUAAUUCUUUCAGUCAAAAAAAACCGCAUUCCAAUUAUUCAUAAAAAUAUGUUCAAAAAAAACAAAUACAAAAAGAAAAAUACAAUUUAUGC